This is a messenger RNA of Symphalangus syndactylus (siamang), 12329 nucleotides long. RefSeq names its product solute carrier family 7 member 14 (gene SLC7A14). Gene Ontology annotation, cellular component: plasma membrane. Gene Ontology annotation, molecular function: amino acid transmembrane transporter activity. The record is from RefSeq and is a predicted model, not a curated record. Gene Ontology annotation, biological process: transmembrane transport; amino acid transport. NCBI's taxonomy places the organism in Eukaryota, Metazoa, Chordata, Mammalia, Primates, Hylobatidae.
GGUCCUCAGAUCCCACAGUCACCAGGUGGGGCUCAGAAAACCAGGCAACAUUUACUCUAACUGCAGACUCAUUUUUCCUGGGAACAUUUAUUAAAAGAAUUUUGUAGCAAUCCUAACUGUCCCACCACGUGAAAGGGCUGCUUCUAUCAGCCAAUGUUCCCUGCUGCCCAGAUGUUCCAGAAAAAGCUGGACAACUACUCGUCGAGUGUGUCAUGAGGGAUUUUUGUAGUCCCUUAGCAUAUUUGCAAAAUCAGGCAGGAAUGAUUAUUGGCUGUUUACUGUUUUGUUAGCCUUCGUUUCCUUCCUCUCCUCACCUCCAAAGGCAGUCUCUAGCCUAAUUCGAUAAUCCUACUCAUUCAGUGAACUACUAAACUGUAAUUAUUUGCAUCCUGAAACAAACCUGCUUUUAUCGUCAUUAUCCUUGGAGCCCACUGAACCCUUGAGCAUGCCAGCAAGCACCACAAUGAUGACUCUCUUCUCCCAGAGGCCCUGUAAGCCUUCCUUAGUUAUAGCUGUGAAGUAUUUUGAGAAACCUGAAUUAAAGUGCUAGAGAAAGCACAACACACAUUUAUUGCUCAUCUUGGAAAGACAACAGCAGUGAGCUUCCAAAACUAUCUGUGAUUAACAUAAUCUGGGGGUAAUGAAUAUGGAUAUUGCCAAUAGUCACCUAGAAGCAUGUUUUCUUUUGUACAUUUUGUUCUCUCCAGUAAAUUUCCUACCAAGAAAGGAAACGGUCCCAACUCCCUGUUUGCAUCGAUAAAGCAAGCACUCAGGGGAAUUGCGUGAAGAGAAUAGGACCAGGGGGCAUUCUUGCCACCCUCAACCUUUGCUUUUGGUUGAUUCUCCACAUUUUCAAUACGGUUUCUAAUCAUCAGGAAUACGAAGUGCAAAUAGAAGCCAUCACUUGCAUAAACAGACUGGUUUGUUUCUCGGUGUCCUUGUGACAGUUUCUGAUGAAGGCUGAACAGGACAAGUAGGCCGGGAGAUAUCUCCAGACAGUGCCGCCUCCAUAGUCAUCGCCACUGAGGAGAGCUGUUAAGAGGCCCCAUGACCGGCCCAGGGAAGGAACCCGGAAGUACCUGUCAGACUAGUGGCCUCCUGUGGAAAACAGCAAUAUCUGGUUUUCCACAUGGAGCACUUGUCAUUGUGCCUGGCAUGGGGUAGGGAACCUCAAUUCUGCUGUGCUAGCAUAAGCUGGGGCAUUUAAAGAACCCCUGUAUAUAAGCCAUACUUCAGGCAAAUUACAUUUGAAUUUUUGGGAUGGGGCACAGGCACCAGCGUUUCUGAAAGAUCCUUGGGUAUUUCCAAUGUGCAUCCAAGAUGGAGAGCCACUGCCAAGGGGUCUCAAGACGGGAAACCCAUUCACCACCCCUCAAAAAGCGGGCAUGAAGCCCACCUGUAUUUACCACAGCCACAACCUGCCUCAGGGCCUCUCUCCUCGAUUCCAGCAGCACACAGCUUGUGAGGUUCUCCUGGAGCUGGCUGACAAUUUUUCUCCUUCCUGCAUAGUGUCCUGUGUGCAGGCACUGCCCUGGCUGCAGAGUCCCACUGGCUUGUAGAUCUCUGCUUACUUGUCGGCCUCCCCCCUCCCGCAGGUCCACACCUUUUUACAUCCAUCCCGGGCUACUUUAAAGGAUCCCAGGGCCCAAGAUUCUGCCGCAGCUACAAUGAGCUUUUAGAAAAGUAAGUCAUCUCAUAUUGCUCACCUGAAUAAAAGCCUCCAAGGGCUUCUCACUGCACUGAAUAUCACAAUCACACCCCUUUUAUCUUGGCUGACCAGCCCCUUGGCAGUCUGACUUCUGUGCAUCUCAAGCAAGAGAGCCCCACGGAGCCCAGGGCCAAGCUCUGGCUCGGGUGACUUUGGGUAAGUGACUGCCCCUCUCCCGGCCUACUUUGCCUCAUCUGUAAGGCAGAUAUGUUGUGAGGAUUUAAUUAGUCGACACGACACUCAAAUCCUCCUCCUUACCCCAUACCAGUCUCACUUAGAUCCCAGCAGAUGCAACACCCACUCUAUCCUCUUGAACCACAAUGUGAGGAGAAUUUCCCUGACGUCGGGUACAACUGGCUUCUUUGCAUCACUCAGGAGCCAAUGCCAUGUCCACAGAGACCUUCCCACCCCUUUAUCACCCCCACUUUAUUUCCUCUAAGCCUGUACUAGUUUGCUAGGGCUGCCAUAACAAAGCAUUGUGUUGGUGCAAAAGUAAUUGCGGUUUUUGCAAUUUGUGCUUUCCUGCAAUUACUUUUGUGCCAACCUAAUACCAUGGACCAGGUGGCUUAAGCAAUAGAAAUGUAUUGUCUCAGCAUUCUGGAGUCUAGAAAUCCAAGACUAAGGUGUCAGCAGGGUUGGCUUCUUAGGGCUAUGAGGAAGAAUCUGUUCCCUGCCUCUUUUCUAGCUUCUGGUGGUUUCGUGGUAAUCUGAGGCAUCCCUUUGCUUGUAGAGGCAUCACCCCCAUGUCUGUUCUCCCUGUGUGUGUGACUUUGUUUACAAAUUUCCCCUUUUUAUAAGAACAUCAGUCAUAUGGACUAAGAGCCCACUCUACUUUUGUACCACCUCCCCCCAACUAAUUAUAUCUAUAAUGAUAUUAUUUCCAUAUAAGGUCACAUUCUGAGGUGUGGUGGCUAGGACUCCAACAUUCUAAUCUGGGGGGCCAUGAUUCAGCCCAUAACACAGUCUGUAUCCCUCUCUGAAACUGACUGAUUUUAUUUGUCAGCCUGUGUAUUGCCUCCUCCCCAAACAUCAGCACCAUGACAGCAGGACCUUGAAUGUCUCAUUUGCCACAGCAACUGCUACAUAAGGCUGGGCUGACACAAAGAAGAUGCUUUGUAUAGUUUCUUGAAUGGAUGAAUUAAAACUAAAGCAACAGGCCAAUUUUCUGAAUAAAAACACUGAAGCCAAAAUAGUGAAGCUACUACUCAGUUAUUAAAAAUGAUGUUUCUAUAACUGUUGAUAUGGGAAAACAUUCUAACAUAUUGUUAAGCAAAACAAGAAAGUUUCAAAUCAGAAUAAAUGAUAUAACAUUUAUAAAACAUACAUACACAUAUAUAUAUGUCCAUUCAAAUAGGUGUGUAGUUACAUAGAAAAGGGUCUGAAAGAAUAUAAAUCAAGUUGUAGCUAGCUGGGUGGUAUUUUAUUUACUCAUGUGGCUUUCUAUUGUUUAUAUUGUCUGACUUUUCUGCAAUAGAUAUGCGAUGUUUGUGUAAAAAGAGAAAUAAUAAAAGCCAAGCUUUUCAGGGAAAAACAAAAGUAAACCCUCUCACUUGCAGUAUGAUUUGGGUGUCCACUAUCUCUCAUCCCAGGCUGCAAGCUCCAUGGGAGCAGGGACUAUGUCUUCACAUCUACAAGCCUCACGCCAUGCUUGGCACAUAACAGGUGUUCCUUAUAUGCUGGCUGGGUGGAAAUAAAUAGAUACGUGGAUUCAUGUCCCCACAAGACCUCAACCAAAGCAGUUGUUCUAGCGGCCUUCCCAGUAAGCAUAUGGUAUAUUUUCUUGCCAAUACAAAAAUCUUUAGAAGAAGAAAGAGGACAGGAGGAAGGGGACGUGGAAGGGAGGAAUGCAGACACUCUAGCCUGUUAAAUAUCUCUGGCAUGUCAUCCAACUAUAGUGAUAACUAAGGUGUUGUCAAGAAUAAAAACACAGCACGAAGCAACACUGUCAAAGCUAGGAAAAAAUUAAAUCAGAAAGGCUGUCACCCAAACCUGUGAACCAAACAGCCACAUUUCACCUGAUUCUUCUAAUUAGUGUUUGAAAAGCCUUUCAAAGCAGACAAGUGCUACAUUAAGUGCUUAGUAUUCAUUAAUACUAUGAGUAGAUGAGGUAGGCAGGUACUUACUGAUUAUAUAAAUGUCCUGAGCUUGUCAGUACAGUAUUUGGAAUCAACGUCUGGCUAUACUUCAAAAAUUCUAUACAUUUAUGAGUCUUAUAAAUUUUAUGCAGUUUUUAUAAAUGUUCUCCAGCUUCUGGCUUCCAAAGAAAGUAGCUUCAUAUAUUUGCAGUUCCUAAGUUACUAAACUUUAGAAAUUACCUAACACUGUAGUUCUCAACUCUAUCAGCUCCAACACCCCUUUUUAUAAUAAAUACUUUGUCAUACCUCCUUUUAGUAUCCUGAAGUGAAAUUAUUGAUCAUCUACCUAUAUACAACAUAUUUUAGUGUGUAAAUACCCAGGCAUAUCCAAAUGACGGUGUCAGAUGCUUGCACUAUGUGAAAAAUGACCACAAAUGUGCCAGUUCCAGAUGGCAGGCUGUUCCAGGGUGCGGCAUGAGAAAUGCAAUACCGCGGGUGGCAUUCCCAUGGGGUCCUUUGUUUUCUGAAAGGGCAAACAACUCCUCUUAAGUUCCAAACUAAAUACAUUAUAAUCUUCCUUUGAUUUAUUCUAUAGUGGUAUUCCUGGAAAAUUCAAUUUACUUGUAUAUUAAGGCUAUCCAAAAUAUCCUAUGAGUUUAUAUGUAAAAGAGAGUGAGUUGCCAGGCUCAGAUCAUCAUAACCAGGAUUUUUAUCUACAGGAAUGUCAAGCAAAAUAUCUAAAAGUUGUGUGACAACAUCCUACACAUCUCACAUCUCAGGGUCCCCCCAGAUGCCAGGAGUACUCCCCACCAUUCCAAUGUUUGAGAGUAAAAAAAAAUUCCCAAAACAUUUUUUAUUUCAUUUGGAAGCCAAGUGUCAAAAUAACCCAUGGGGUGGCAUGGCCCCUCUUGAGACUCAUGGAUCUAAUUUUACAUUUUUAUGUUAAAAAAAAAUGUAGAUAUCGUGUCCCCUUGAAAUAUGCCCAAGAAUCACAGACCAAGUGUUGGCAAAGUAAGAGGUAGUUAGAGUUGAGAUGGAUGAGCACUUUCCAUACGCCAGGUAUUUUCUUAAGCUCCUUCUGGACGUCACUCAUCUAAUCUUGACAUCAACACUAGGAGAGAGACUUUAUUGUCCCAUUGGACAGUUGAGACUGAAACACAGACAUGGCUUACCCAAGACCACAAAGCGGGUAAGUGGCAGAGCUCUAACUCAGACCAUCCUCAUCAGGAUGACUGUGCAACACAAUGUACGUGCUGACAGUCCUUUAGAACUGGAGAGAAGAGCAAGGAGAGUGGAACCCUUCCAUGUUAUGAGCACACAGGUAGACCAGUUCUACCAGUUCAGGACAUUAACCUCCAACCAUCCCUCCAAGUCAAGGUUUGUUUCUCACUCGGUCUCAUCUUCUGCUCUCUUGUGUUUUUCCUGCAGACAUUCAUGCCCAGGAGAAGGCUGCACUGGGUCCCUCUGGACCUUUCCUAAAAGGGAGAUCCCUGUUCACUAGAUGAGUUCCAGAACCAUCCGCUAAGGCUUUGUAGCCCCCUUCCAUCGGCUGACCUUCACUGCAUCCCCUAUCGCUCAAGAUGAGUGGCUUCUUCACCUCACUGGACCCCCGGCGGGUGCAGUGGGGGGCUGCCUGGUAUGCAAUGCACUCCAGGAUCCUACGCACCAAACCAGUGGAGUCCAUGCUAGAGGGAACUGGGGCCACCACAGCACAUGGAACUAAGCUAGCCCAGGUACUCACCACAGUGGACCUCAUCUCUCUUGGCGUUGGCAGCUGUGUGGGCACUGGCAUGUAUGUGGUCUCUGGCCUGGUGGCCAAGGAAAUGGCAGGACCCGGUGUCAUUGUGUCCUUCAUCAUUGCAGCCGUCGCAUCCAUAUUAUCAGGUGUCUGCUAUGCAGAGUUUGGAGUUCGAGUCCCCAAGACCACAGGAUCUGCUUACACCUACAGCUAUGUCACUGUUGGGGAAUUUGUGGCAUUUUUCAUUGGCUGGAACCUGAUCCUGGAGUACCUGAUUGGUACUGCGGCCGGAGCCAGUGCUCUGAGCAGCAUGUUUGACUCACUAGCCAACCACACCAUCAGCCGCUGGAUGGCGGACAGCGUGGGAACCCUCAAUGGCCUGGGGAAAGGUGAAGAAUCAUACCCAGACCUUCUGGCUCUGUUGAUCGCGGUCAUCGUGACCAUCAUUGUUGCUCUGGGGGUGAAGAAUUCCGUAGGUUUCAACAAUGUUCUCAAUGUGCUGAACCUGGCAGUGUGGGUGUUCAUCAUGAUCGCAGGCCUCUUCUUCAUCAAUGGGAAAUACUGGGCGGAGGGCCAGUUCUUGCCCCACGGCUGGUCAGGGGUGCUGCAAGGAGCAGCAACAUGCUUCUACGCUUUCAUUGGGUUUGACAUCAUUGCCACCACUGGAGAGGAAGCCAAGAAUCCCAACACGUCCAUCCCUUAUGCUAUCACCGCCUCCCUGGUCAUCUGCCUGACAGCAUAUGUGUCUGUGAGCGUGAUCUUAACUCUGAUGGUGCCAUAUUACGCCAUUGACACGGAAUCCCCACUCAUGGAGAUGUUUGUGGCUCAUGGGUUCUAUGCUGCAAAAUUCGUAGUGGCCAUUGGGUCGGUUGCAGGACUGACAGUCAGCUUGCUGGGGUCCCUCUUCCCGAUGCCAAGGGUCAUUUAUGCCAUGGCUGGUGACGGGCUCCUUUUCAGGUUCCUGGCUCACGUCAGCUCCUACACAGAGACGCCAGUGGUGGCCUGCAUCGUGUCGGGGUUCCUGGCAGCGCUCCUCGCGCUGUUGGUCAGCUUGAGAGACCUGAUAGAGAUGAUGUCUAUUGGCACUCUCCUGGCCUACACCUUGGUCUCUGUCUGUGUCUUGCUCCUUCGAUACCAACCUGAGAGUGACAUUGAUGGUUUUGUCAAGUUCUUGUCUGAGGAGCACACCAAGAAGAAGGAGGGCAUUCUGGCUGACUGUGAGAAGGAAGCUUGUUCUCCUGUGAGUGAAGGGGAUGAAUUUUCUGGCCCAGCCACCAACACAUGUGGGGCCAAGAAUUUACCAUCCUUGGGAGACAAUGAGAUGCUCAUAGGGAAAUCAGACAAGUCAACCUACAACGUCAACCACCCCAAUUACGGCACCGUGGACAUGACCACAGGCAUAGAAGCUGAUGAAUCCGAAAAUAUUUAUCUCAUCAAGUUAAAGAAGCUGAUUGGGCCUCAUUAUUACACUAUGAGAAUCCGGCUGGGCCUUCCAGGCAAAAUGGACCGGCCCACAGCAGCGACAGGGCACACGGUGACCAUCUGCGUGCUCCUGCUCUUCAUCCUCAUGUUCAUCUUCUGCUCCUUCAUCAUCUUUGGUUCUGACUACAUCUCAGAGCAGAGCUGGUGGGCCAUCCUUCUGGUUGUUCUGAUGGUGCUGCUGAUCAGCACCCUGGUGUUUGUGAUCCUGCAGCAGCCAGAGAACCCCAAGAAGCUGCCCUACAUGGCCCCUUGCCUCCCCUUUGUGCCUGCCUUUGCCAUGCUGGUGAACAUCUAUCUCAUGCUAAAGCUCUCCACCAUCACAUGGAUCCGGUUUGCGGUCUGGUGCUUUGUGGGUCUGCUCAUUUAUUUUGGAUAUGGCAUCUGGAACAGCACCCUGGAAAUCAGCGCUCGAGAAGAGGCCCUGCACCAAAGCACUUACCAACGCUACGACGUGGAUGACCCCUUCUCAGUGGAGGAGGGUUUCUCCUACGCCACAGAGGGCGAGAGCCAGGAGGACUGGGGCGGGCCCACCGAAGACAAAGGCUUCUAUUACCAACAGAUGUCAGAUGCGAAGGCAAACGGCCGGACAAGUAGCAAAGCGAAGAGCAAAAGCAAACACAAACAGAACUCAGAGGCCCUGAUUGCAAAUGAUGAGUUAGAUUACUCUCCAGAGUAGGAGAAACACACAAGUGGGUAGAAAUGGUGAUGAUUGAUUUUCAGUAACUUAACCUGUGGGCUAGAAGGUGAAAACUUUUUUGGCUCUCAUUUCACAAAUCCAGCCUUCCCCAAAUUCAAUCCCUAGUCAUAGCCUAUCAUUUGCUACUUUUGCUCUUCAGGAUAGUUCUGUUGAAGGGCUUAACCUGGGUCCCCUAACUGGUCGCCUUGUUAAAUAAAAUAAAUAAAUAAACAAGAGGCUACAUGAAAUUCCAUCUUAGGUGCAACCACCAGAGCUGAUGGUAGCAAAUGUUUCCUAGGCCUUUGCUUUGCUGGUUGAAGCCCAAGCAGGGGCUCUGGGCAGAAGGCAGAAUUUCAGUCACCUGAGACAUGGGGACAAAGCUCUAUUCUUGGCAUGUCAGGCUGAGUGCUGCUCCCUGAGGUCAGGGUGGGUAGGUGGGCAUUGGCACUUCCUGAGCAAGCAUCAUUUUAUCCUGCAAUCUCACCCAAAACUAAUUCAUGGAAAAGAUACAUGCUUCUUUUUAUUCACCAACAUUCUCACAGCUUCCAAACUAUAAUUUUAGGAUCCAGCAAAGGUCAGGGACUCUGGACCAUUUUCCCAAUGGUUUCAGAUUCACCAUAAAGCAGUCAUGCAGACCCAGUGAUAUGGUAAGAAGCACCAUCAAAGCUCUAUGUAAAUGCCCAGAAGAAAAUUAAAUAACCAUAUCUUGCAGUGAAGGCCAGAAGGGCAUUGGCAGAAAUUAACUCUCUGUCAUGGCCUUUCUUAUACCAGACUGCAGCUCCUGGUGAUAUGAUGAAAGAGGGCAAAGGUGGAGCAUGAUUUCAUGGCACUGAUAUGCCUUGAAGAAGCAGGUUGUUUGUUUUAUAAUCAGAUAAAAAUCUUUACAAGGAGAAGUGAGCCAGCCACUGAGAUCACAUUGCAAAUUCUCUUUCAUAUUUCUAAAAUUAUAAAUUCUGUAGUUUUUGAGAUAUGCAACCACUUGAUUGUUGUGUGCUACUCUGAAAACAAAAUAGGUUGAAGUACAGCGACUUAGGUAGUUGCAUUCCAUGAGACCAUGAGAUCACAUUUCACUUCUGAACCUUAUUCCUUGGGGGUAGCUCACUUUCAGAGGUGUAUUUUUUUUCCUGUUAUUUCCCAGAUUAGUUUCACUGAAGCCCAGAGAAAUAUCUACCUGGUAAGAUGUAAAUUUGGGCCAUAAAAGGGGCUAUUAAAAGAAUUUUCUCAGAAAUAGAAUAGAUGAGAGAAUUUGCAAAGGAAAAAAACACACAUGGGCUAUAAUAUAAAUUCUACUCUUGGGUUACAAGAAUUCCUGUGGCUGCGCUGAGAUGUGUACAAAUGUAUGUGAAGGCACAAUUUGAAUCAAGCUAUCAUAAAAAUAACCAAGCUAUUAAAAUUAAUUAAGUUAUUAAUAAAAUCUCUGUGAGGAUUUCCUGAAAGAGGGACAAAAGAAGAAAUUCCUUGUCCUUUCUCUCCUAGAUGUAUCAGUAUGCCAAACUUUUUCCAGGACAUAUUCGCUAACACUCAAGUCUGUUCUUUCUGAAAGGCUGAGGCUCAUGCCAUCUUGGCAUGCUUUAGGAUUAUGGCAAGGAGGUAAAAGUCCAUUUUUUCAUUCAACUAACACUGGUUGAGAAUAGACCAAAUGCCAAGUGACAGGAAUGAAUAGAAGCAUGGCAUCUGCCCUUGGGGGCUACAGUCCGUGGAUGAGCAGCACUGGAGCCUGGUAAAUGCAGAUAAAACAACAAACUUGACAAGUCUCCAGGCUGAUGCACUGGGUUUUAACAUACAUAUAAAGAUCAAUUGAAACUAGUUUUUAAAAAAUAUGCUUUAAAUAAAUUACAUAUCGUAAUCAUAGCCAAUGUAUACCAUUAAACUAAAAUAACUGCAAUUUUCUAGAUAUUUUUUAUUCUUCUGUAGUAAUUGUUUAGAACUCUGGUUUCCUGAGGUCAUUUUGUCAUUUUAAUGUCAUGCUUGACAAUGCUAUGUUUUCUCUUCCCUAGAGUUAACCAUAAAGAUAUAGUGCCUACUCUGUGAAAUACAUCAUUGGGAAUUAAUUAUAAACUAAUUAUCAGUCAUCUUUUGAAAACAAAGUUUUGAAUUGGCUAUAGGACUCAACAAAUCUGCCUGGUUUAAAUACAAUCUGUCAAGCUUGAUACACAUCUAGAUAGAUGAGGUGGGGUUGUACUCAUUAAACAUGAGAAUAGAGAAAUAGGAGUGCAAAAUAGCAAAAUCUUAAUGUGGGUCAAAGAGCUUCCUUUUACUAGUGAGGUUUAAGUAUUAAAGUAACAAUAGCCUGGUGGCAGAUGAAUGCAAUUUCUAUAGGAUGAGUGGGAAUGGAAAAUGUAUGCUUUGGUUAACACCAUUGCUAUUGAUUUUGUGCAGAUUCUAUGAACCACUCUCAUUUCAGGAGCCAUUUUUCCCAAAUAGUAUAUUUGUAUAUUUUAAGCUUAGCUCCCUUUAUUUUUCUAAAGUUGACAAAUCACCUCCCUAGCAACCUUAGUUUAAAAAAAAAAAAAUCACUAAGAUAGAAAAAGUUUUUUCUGGUACAUAGGCAUGUUUGUCCUCAGGUUUACCAGCUUCUGUGAAACAGUCCCAGAUUUUACAAUGCAGUUUUCAAAUACCAUCAAUCACUAGAAUGACAAUAUUACUAUUUUCUUAACAGGUUUCUAAACGAUGUAUUUGUGGGACCACAUUAAAAGUAAGAUCACCUUAUAAUUAGCUUAGAAACUUUGCCCCUUGAAGGGAGUCCAAGGAAGACCUACAUUUUAUUGAAUUCUGAAUAGCAAAAGCUCUCCGAGUGAGAUUUCAUUGUGUGGAUUUGUGGUUUGGAGCCAAUUACUUGAUUUUUUUCAGAGUUUAUUCUACAUAUUUAUUGGUACUCUGCUUCAUUUCAAAAGGACUUGAGGCAGCUACUAAAAUAUAUAUAAUACAAAACAAAAAUUAAGUGAGGAACUCAGGGCAAAUAAAAAUAGAAACAGAAAGGAUAAGACAAAACUAGAUGUAUAUUUAGUUCAUAAAUGCAGAACCCUGAUAUGCUUUACUAAAUUUGCCAAUGAGUAGCACCAUGAAAAAUAAUAGAAUUAGUGGUAAUGACAAGAAGAAGUACUUCUGCAUGAUAAGAACAAAUUUUUCCCCAUGCAGGUAGAGGUUUGAAAUAGCAUAGAUCAUUAAAAUCCACAGAUAAGCUUCAAACCUAGAUUUUGCUAGCUACAUGUGCCUGGCAUAUAGUGUGUAUUCAAGAAAUACCUGAUGAUUGACAGAGUGAAUGAAUUGGAGGAAAAUGAAAUAUUUAUUCAACAAUUAUUUGUGGAGUGCCUAUUAUGUACUAUGGCAGAUAUUGAUACCGUGAGUCAGAUAAAAAUCCAGCUCUUAAGAAAUAGAGGAAAUAGAGCUUGGUGUGGUGGUAUGUGCCUAUGAUCCCAGAUAGUUGGGAGACUGAGGCAGGAGGAUCACUUGAACCCAGGAGUUCAAGGCUGCAGUGAGCUAUGAUCACACCAGUGUACUCCAGCCUGGAUAACAGAAGAAUACCCUGUCUCUUAAAAAGAAAAAUGAAAUAGGGGAAAUGGGAUAUAUAAAUAAAGAACAAUAGUGAAUGUGUCAGGUGAGAUGAGGGAUUUGUAAUGUGCUCUGGGGGUUCAAAUACGAAGAAGGCCUUCUUCCUCUCAAAAGGUCAUAAAAAAUGUCACACUUGUGUUGGAACUUGUGAAGUGGGUAGAAUUUUAUCAAGUAGAAAUGAAAGAAAGGCAUGCCAAGCAAAGGAUCAGCAUGAAUAAGGUCUACUAGUCUGUGGUCCUCUGACUAAGAAUUUGUGCUGUGCCUCCAUUAAGAGAAAGCAAGGAGCUAGUUUGCCUGGAGCACAUGAUUUAUGCAUGACUUAUACAUGCAACAAUAAGAAAUAAUGCUAGGAAGGCAGGUGAGGGCUCACUCACAGAGAGACUUGAAUGUCACCCUGAGCUGGCUGGCUUUCCUCGGGUGAGAGAGUGGGAAAUAAUUGGGGAACUGACAAAAGUGUGAAUCCGGGAAGGCUGAACUUUAAGAAAGCUGAGACGGUGGCUUCCUUGCCUAUGCAAGGAACUAACAAGCCACAUAUACACUCCAAGUUGAUUUAACAAAUCAAAGGGAAAAAUAGCUGUACUUUGAGUCCUGUGUCUGCGUUCAUCAUUAACCUAAGAAAAUACAGCCAUUUAACACGUGGACAGGCAACACAAUUUAACAGCCACUUUAAAGUGUUCAACAAUAGGUUUUAACAACCAACCUAACAACUUUUUAUAUCUAUCUAAUCUAAACAGUAAAACCUCAGCUCUAGGUUUUACUGAGCUUGAGUGCUACUUUUUUUUUUGAGACAGAGUCUCACUCUGUCACCCAGGCUGGAGUGCAGUGGCACGAUCCUGGCUCACUGCAACCUUCACCUCCCGGGUUCAAGCUAUUCUCCUUCCCCAGCCUCCCGAGUAGCUGGGAUUAUAGGCGUGUGCCAGUUCUACUUCUUAGUAACAAACUAGUAGCUAAUCAAAUGCCUACAUAAGGGUCAUGAUAAAUCUGUUUAAAUAAAUGGCGGGCAGAAGAGAGUUGUUGAAUUUAACAAUCCAUCCUUCUUCAGAAUCUAUGGGUCAGCCAGAAUAUAAAUCUAGUAAUUAUUGGAAAACAAAACACAAA